UGCUUUUCCAAACAAAGUUUUCGAAAACAAAAAUUGAGAAAAUCGAUUCGCUUUCCCCUUUCACCAUCUUCGCUUCCUCAUCAAUCUUUCUUCUUUACUUUUCUUUUCUUCUGUUCUCUUCUUUCUCUAAUGGAUAUCCGCGUAAAGCAAGAGAAUCUACCCACUCCUACUGCCGUUAACGGCAACGAACCCUCCGUAAUCGAUCUCUGCAGUAGCGACGAAGAAGACGACGGCGAUGCUUCUAGAAUCGUCUCCUCCGUCGGCGAGAAGAGAGCGCGAAGUGGUACUCUAAAUACUCCGGCGAAGAGGGUAGCGGUUUCGGCUGAGGAAGAAGGGUUUGGGCAAUCAUCGGAACAAGCCAUAGUGGCUCUUCCGGCGACGCCUUGUAACGUCGUGCGGCCUUCUCCGUCACCGUCUUGCAAGCAGUUCUGGAAAGCUGGGGACUACGAAGGAACUUCUGGUGGUCAUUGGGAAGUUUCUGCAGGUGGGUUUGAUCAUGUGAGAGUCCAUCCCAAGUUCUUGCACUCUAACGCAACAAGUCACAAGUGGGCUCUUGGAGCUUUUGCUGAGCUUUUGGACAAUGCUUUAGAUGAGGUUCACAGUGGAGCUACAUAUGUUAAUGUCAACAUGCUAAACAAUAAGAAAGAUGGAAGCAGGAUGCUCUUGAUUGAAGACAAUGGAGGUGGAAUGAAUCCUGAGAAGAUGCGACACUGCAUGUCUCUCGGAUACUCUGCCAAGAGUAAACUUGCAAACACCAUUGGACAGUAUGGCAACGGAUUCAAGACUAGUACAAUGAGACUGGGAGCUGAUGUUAUUGUAUUCUCACGUUGCCCUGGAAAAGAUGGAGACAGCUUUACACAGACAAUUGGGCUGCUAUCGUACACAUUUCUGAAGAGCACAGGAAAAGAGGACAUUGUUGUACCCAUGCUCGACUACGAAAGAACUGGUUCAGAGUGGAGUCCAAUAUUACGGUCUUCAAUUAGUGAUUGGAAUAAGAACGUGGAAACGGUAGUUCAGUGGUCGCCAUUCUCUUCUGAAGACGAACUUCUUUGCCAGUUUAAUCUAAUGAAGGAGCAUGGCACAAGGAUAAUCAUCUAUAACCUCUGGGAAGAUGACCAAGGACUGCUAGAGCUUGAUUUUGACACGGAUCCACACGAUAUCCAACUUAGAGGGGUCAAUCGGGAUGAGAAAAGUAUCAGCAUGGCUACUCAGUACCCUAACUCUAGACACUUCCUGACAUACAAGCAUUCACUCAGAAGCUAUGUAUCUAUUCUAUACCUAAGGGUUCCACCUGAGUUCCGUAUCAUUCUCCGAGGAAGAGAUGUUGAGCAUCACAACAUAGUGAAUGACAUGAUGCACACAGACCAAGUCACAUAUCGUCCAAAAGAAGGUCCCGGUGGACAAUCUAAUUUCUCAAAUAUGUCUGCUGUUGUGACCAUUGGAUUUGUUAAGGAUGCAAAACAUCACGUUGAUGUUCAAGGCUUCAAUGUUUACCACAAGAAUCGCCUUAUUAAGCCAUUUUGGAGGAUAUGGAAUGCAGCAGGAAGUCAAGGUCGUGGGGUCAUAGGGGUUUUGGAAGCUAAUUUCGUUGAGCCUGCUCAUGACAAGCAAGGUUUCGAGCGUACAACAGUUUUGUCUAGACUGGAGACAAGGCUACUUAUAAUGCAGAAGAAUUAUUGGAGAAAGAACUGUCACAAAAUUGGAUAUGUUUCAGCACAGGGCAAAAAGGCCGUUAAAGACUCUGAAGACAGAGAAUCUUCACCAGAAUAUGCCGUCUCAACCAGGAAAAGAGCUGCUGCGUCGUCGAGCUUUAAAGCUCCAGCUGCUUCUGCUGCUGCUGCAGAGCAAUUCGACUCAAGGAAAAAUGUGAAUCGUGGAGGAAAAGGAUCUGUUAGAGAUUCUAAAGGGGUCGGUUCUGAGAAAAGUGGUAAAUUUGGAAACACCUCUUCCAAAUUAAAUGGACGAGCAAAGCCUAAAGGAGCUCCUCAAGCUGUAGAAGAUGUUAAUAGUGAUGAUCACUCUGAUUACGAUCCAUCGGGUGAAGAAAAUGCCACUGAGCUUCCUGAGAAGAACUUCGAACAACCCAAGCCACGUUCUGCUGACUCACGUACCCUCAGUCAACUGGAGCAAGAGAAUGAAACCUUAAAAGAAAGGCUAAAUAAAAAAGAAGCAGUUUACUUGUCGUUGCAAGAAGAGCUGCGACGUGAGAAAGAGCUUCGCAAGAAACUUGAAGCGGAGGUUCAAAGAACAAAAGACGAGUUAGAAGAAGUGAAGAAAGAGCAAGAGAGUUUAAUCGACAUAUUCUCAGAGGAUAGAGACAGACGCGACAAGGAGGACGAAGAUCUCCGAAAUAAGAUAAAGUCCUUGGAGGAAAAAUCCCGAGGUAGACGUUAGAGGUCUGAACUAGCUCGGAAGGAUGUCGCUGAAUGGAGGAUAACAUUGACUGGUUAAUUCUUUCUAUGUGGUGGCACAGUGUUGUCUCUGACCCAACCACACCGGAGUUAGUAGAGAAAUAGAGUAUUGUAAAUGAGUUAAACUCCAACAAAUACUCAGACAUCGGUUUUGCAGUCAAUGCAAGUAAAGAUCAUCAUAUUGACAUUUACAAAUUGUCUUUUGCUUUUGAAGUUUUAGUAAUAGAUAUGAACUGCUCAACAACUAAUGAAACCUAUUCCACUUACCUAAGAAAUUU
Messenger RNA from Eruca vesicaria subsp. sativa (arugula), 2689 nucleotides. NCBI's taxonomy places the organism in Eukaryota, Viridiplantae, Streptophyta, Magnoliopsida, Brassicales, Brassicaceae. The record is from the annotation of a GenBank genome assembly.